AUGCAUAUUCUAGCUGCGGGCAGCAUCGUAAGAACUCCAUCUACUAGGACAUUGUCCGUGGCUUAUUCUGAUUUUAUCAGUAGCCUCAACUAUCGGAGGGAGCUUAGCUGGCACCCCGUACUUGCUCUCCUCGCAUCGCGCAAACAGCAGCCUCCUACAGCCACACCACUGCACAGAUCUGGCGGCGCCGCCGCGCUUCCUUUCCUUGAAGCAACACGGCAUGAUGAUUGCUCGGACGUUCCGCUCAGCAACCCCCAUAAUGGCUGUUUACGUGGAACUCGGGGUUUCGCGACAAAACGGCAAAGGCUGGAUGAAUACGAUUCUUAUGAAGUGACGGUCGAUCCCAAGAAAGUCCCGCAUGACUUCUGCAGAGUUCCUAUACAUAUGCAGUCAGCAGGGGAACUGAAGGACACCGUCACUGUGGCUGGUCGUAUGCGCCUACCCAACCCAAAUUUUUGGUUGCGGUGUAGUUCAGCUGUAAAGGAUCUGUCUGAAGGUUUCCGCUCCCGGGAGAUCGUCGCGAUUCUUAACGCCUACGCCAAAGCAGGGUAUAGAGAUGUCUCCUUAUUCGGCCAUCUGGGGCAGCUUCUCGCACUGCAAGCGCACGACUGCCGCGCGUCAGACCUGGCGGUGGCUCUGCAAGCCUUCGCGCGCCUUAACAUUCCCAACAGUUCUCUCUUUGACCUGCUGGCUGUACAGUGCAUUCGAAAGCUCGACGACCUUGGUCCUCGGGGGAUCGCAACUGUAGCUUCUGCCUACGGGGGAGUCAAGCACCCACAUCCUCAGCUGUUUGGCAGACUCGCCCAGCAAGUGGAAGUACAGGCUGAGACCUUUUGUAGCAUAGACCUUAUCCAAACGCUUUGGGGAGCGGUACUUCCUGUCAUUGCUCGAGCGGCCAUAUGCUUUUCACUGACGGAAUUGUCUGCGGUGGACUCUGCACUCCGUUCAGUGGGCCUAAGCCACGACCUCCUGACGCGCGCGCUGCAGCAGGAACUGCAGCAGCGAGGUCCGCACUUGACGCCACUGGAGUGCGCAGAAAUCCUGCAGGACGUGGCGUCUCGAGGGGGAGACGGGAACGAUGCCGCCGCUGCUGCAUCCGUGCGGGCUCUCUUGACCUCUCCGGCCUCACUGGCGUCUCUUCCUGAAGCGACAAUUUUACAGGUGCUGAAAGACCUCAAGGACUUGGAUUGCCGCGGCGCCCUUGCUCUCGCUGCGUCCAUCUUAUAUGAAAACAACUAUGGUGGCCACAAGGAGACGCUGUUGGGAGGCGCGGAGCUGCUCGUGGUGCAGGGCAUCUUGCUGCAUGUCUUCUCCUCUGCUGAGUCAUUCGUCGAUGGGUACCGCGAGGGUUUUCUUUCUAAAGGCUUGCGAUGGCCGGAUAGCACUCCAGCGACUGAAGAGGAAUCAGUCUCCUAUCUUGGACCCUCCUGCAGACACGAUCAUAGAAGUACCGCCUUAUCAGAAAAGGCACGCAAGCUCUACGCUUCAAUCUCCGCAACUGCAGAGACCGUAGGAGCCAACGCACUGAUACUGGCGGUCUGUCGCUACCGCUCUGACCCGGGUGUUUGCCUAUGGCUGGACCUGCUAAUGAAGGGACUUAUCAAAGAGGCGGACCCCGAGUUGUUGCCGGCUCUUCUGAUGGAACUGGCGCGAAUGCGGAAGGAACUUGAAGCUGCAGAGGAAGAGCGUGAACGUGUGUCGCUUGAUCCUUCUUACCCUGCAACUCCCCCGGCCGACCCGUGUAAACACCCAACUUUAUCGUCUGCGCAGCUGUCUCGCCGGUUCUGUCAUGUGGCUCGCUAUCUCAUGGAGUCGCCGGCACCGGGAGCUGCAGCACACGACGUGCAGCAAUACCCAUCUUCACCAAAGUCUGAGACUCCCCACGAAAAGUUUUUCUAUGGACGCCUCUCCGUCGCUGCAGCAGGUAGCGCAGCGAAGGUCUUUCGCAGCCAUCCGCAGCCGGAAGUAGCACAGCGCUACGUGAAGAAACUAUGUGACCUUGUCUGCUCAAGGCUGCAGAGGGCUAAGAACCCGGCCGAAGCAGGAGAGCCUGGGACGGCUCGUAACGCCCAUCUCGAGCGACAAGUGGGGAAGUCUCUGGCGCGACUGUUGCAGUCCCUGACGGCUCUUGGAGAAGAAGCCCCACCUGCGCUGUUGCAACAACUAGCACCCCGACUGCGGUGGCUAGAGGGACGGGACGUCCUGGCUGUCCUGCGUCUCCUUCCCACGCCAACCGAACCAUCCUUACGUCAGCAUAUCACCUGUGCUGUGGAUCUCCGUUUCCGGGAUCUGAAGAGUUGGAGAAGACUGAGCCAGCUCCGAGACAUCUGCACUGGUAUGAAGCUGGAAAUGGACGAUGAUGUUGCCGGGUUCGACGUAGAUGUUUCACGGUUCCAGGCAGCGGAUGUCGGCGAGAAAGACAUACCAACAAUAGCCGACGCAAUGCGCGACCCAGAAGGCGGCCCGUUACCUGCAGACGUCAGCAACUUUGCCCACCAAAACGCGAAGGCCUGGGUGUAG
Messenger RNA from Eimeria mitis, 2520 nucleotides. RefSeq lists its product as uncharacterized. The record is from RefSeq and is a predicted model, not a curated record. Gene Ontology annotation, biological process: mitochondrial RNA processing; regulation of mitochondrial mRNA stability. NCBI's taxonomy places the organism in Eukaryota, Apicomplexa, Conoidasida, Eucoccidiorida, Eimeriidae. The coding region runs from base 1 to 2520 and encodes 839 amino acids. Gene Ontology annotation, cellular component: mitochondrial matrix; ribonucleoprotein granule. The transcript is spliced from 9 exons. Gene Ontology annotation, molecular function: RNA binding.